This is a messenger RNA of Brettanomyces bruxellensis, 10641 nucleotides long. RefSeq lists its product as uncharacterized. NCBI's taxonomy places the organism in Eukaryota, Fungi, Ascomycota, Pichiomycetes, Pichiales, Pichiaceae. Gene Ontology annotation, biological process: positive regulation of protein catabolic process; protein polyubiquitination; proteasome-mediated ubiquitin-dependent protein catabolic process. The record is from RefSeq and is a predicted model, not a curated record. The transcript has a single exon. Gene Ontology annotation, molecular function: ubiquitin-protein transferase activity. Bases 1 to 10641 code for a protein of 3546 amino acids.
AUGUUAAUCUCUAAAAGAUUGUCGGCAGAGGAGAAUGCGAGCAUUAGCAAGGAUGUGAAGGAGCUAACCGAGAAGAUGGCAUCGUGCCCACUUGCGGAGUUUGUUGCCCUUAUGAGGGCGGAAAUCGCAAAACCUUGGAAUGAGCUCCGUUUGGACCUCUACCAGUAUAUCCCGGUGUUGAAUCGCAUGGACGGGAUUUUGGAGGAGCACGUUAAGAAGUACAAGCUAGAGGGAGAGUUCGGGGACUUGAUUUUCGUCGACCCGAAGGACGAAACGUUGAUUGUGACGUGUCUUGAGUACAGCUACAUUUUGCUCCGGUACUGCAAGUCGAAGGAGGUCUACAACUCGUCGGAAUUCGUGAGCGAUCUCUUUUUGUCGACAUCCUUGGACAUCAAGAUGAGCGCGAUGAAGUUGUCGUACAUACUAUGGGAGAGAUUUGCUCCCUCUGAGCGUGCACAGAGGUCCUUGCCGAAAAACAAGGAGAAGGUGUUGCUCACUUUGACGUCGAGCUUCCCGCCAAGGGCGAAUGCAUUGCCCGCGGAGCCGACGGCAGAGGGCAGCGUUGGUGAGGCGGUGCAGACGAAUUUAGGAGCGAAGAGAAGUGGAGGACUGGACAAAUCAAAACCGAGAGCCAAGACGGAUGCCUCCGGAUACCGGAAUAUCGGCUUGAUUGAGUGCAUGCAGCGGGACUUUGUAGUUCCGGACAAGUGGAAGCGGCUGGACUUCGAGUACUACAACGUGGCCCCGCGGAUCAUUGGCGAUCAGGAGCUUUCGGAGGCAGUGAAGAAGGUGAUAAUCCACAAGUCAUCGGGCAAGAAAGGGGGCAAGGUACACGGGAAGCUGAUCACGAGGGGGAAGCGGGGCUCGGCCGGCAUAGAGCUCUCGCAGGAGGGCAUUCACCGCUUCAGGCUGAGCCCUGCGUCGGUUGCAAAGCUGCCAUUGCAGCAGAUACUGGAUCUGGGCUCGAAGAUGGUUCCGAAGGAGAGGUGGCCGGAGUUUGUGGUUGCCGUUUAUGUGGCCAAGGCGUACUGCAACAGCUGUGAUGAGGCGGUGGGCCUGAGAAGGAAGCUCGUGACAUUCAAGUGUCUCUGCCUGGACGUUUGCUCGAGCUGUUUUGCGUACAUGGUGCUUGCAGACACGGUGUUGGAGGAGGAGCCAGCGUUGCUGGGCGAGAUGUCGGAGCUAAUCGACCCGGAGAACGCCGAGCAGGUGCCGUAUGAGGCGUCGCUCGCCGCAUUGCGUGCGUUUGUCGGGAUGUCGGUGUUCAAACCCGGGUGCUCGGACAUUCUCCGGGCCUGGGGGGGCAACAUGGGCCGGAGCGAGAUGUUUGCGAUCCUGGAAACGAUCCUCGAGGGUGCGAAAAGGGACCAGGUGCUGAUGCAACAGCCGUACAUGAACUACGUGUUCAACAUGGUGGCGAACUUCAUGGACCACCGUCGGUUCGCCGGGUACCUGCGGAGUGCCGGGUUGAUGAGUAUUCUCCUUGAGCUGGUGGCCCAGCGGACAAACUACCGACUCACGCGGUCCGGGCCGAUCCACUUGAUCGAGAUGUUCAUUGACGGGUGCCCGGAGGUGUUGGACGACUUCAUUGCACAGGACGGGUUCCGGAUCGUGAUUGAGGCGUUGCAGUACGAGGUGGAUUUCGCACUUGAGCACCCGGAGUACGGCGGGGGGCGGCCAACCGGUGCAGAUAUUACGUUCAGCAUUACUGUCCGGCAGGUGAAGACGAUGAGCUUUCUGCUGAAGCUCGUGUGCAACUUGAUAACGAGACACCCCGGCGACAGGAUGCGGAACUUGUACGACUCGGAGAUCCUGCAGAGCCUGAUCAAGAUCAUGCAGCACCCGCCAGUUUUCGGUGUUUCGUUGCUUGCCGACACGCUCCGCAUCGUGUCUGGCAUCCUCAACAGCGAGCCGACGGCAUACGCGAUCCUCGAGGAGGGCGGGGUCGUGGACGCGUUUUUCGAGGGGCUCGACACGUUUCUGAUGCCGGACGGUGCACUUCUCGCGGAGAUCCCAGACGUGGUUGGUGCCAUAGCCCUCAACCGGCGGGGGAACGCGCGGGUUUUGCGUGAAAAGGUCGUCGAGAGGACGAUCGGCGUGUUGAAGGACGCCGCCUUGUGCACGCAGCUUCUGCGUGAGGACUACUUUGUGGCCCUGGGCCGCGGGUUGGACGAGCUUGCCCGGCACUACCCGAACUUGCAGCCGGCGGUGUGGGCCAGCGUGGCCGAAGUGCUGGCUAGCGUGCCAGGGGCGGUGGAAUUCCGGCCCACGCAGCUGUACCAGUCGGAAACCGGGUGUUUCUACAAGUCACCGGACGAGAAGGUGGUGCAGGACGAGCCUGGCGGCACGGAGUUGCCAACGUGGCGGGCGAGGGGCCCAGGCAGCGUGCUGGAGUGCAGUGCAACGGUCUGCUCGAUGCUGUUUGACGGGUCGGGUAGCUGGGACACGCACCUGGACGUGGCCGGCACAGUUUCAGCGGUUGUCGGGUUCGUGACCGUUGAAAACGCGCCUUUCGACUACGUGGUGUCUAACGCGGUGUACGCGGUGGCCGGUAUGAUGAAGGCUGUGUCCGAGAGGCACAGGGGGGCUUUUUUGCACAGGCUGUGCGAGGAGUUGCUACGUGUCCUCGAGGGCCUCCGGGACUUCAUUUAUUACACGGACAACACGAGCUCGUUCUUCGACCAGUUCGAGGGCCGCGACCCGGAGCUCGGGGGCAGGUACUUGUCCCAUUUGGGCAUCGCCAACUGCUUGCUGUACCUCCUGAGCGACGUGUACGUGUCGCCGAACAAGAUGCAGAACAAGUGCAGCCAGGAUUUGGCCCGGGAGUUCGACUCGGGACCCGGCCGGCGUCUCCUGGACCUCAUGCUGCACUUCUACCGGCGGAUUGCACUGGAAGAGGCGAUUUUCCACUGGCGGACGCCGGCCAAGGCCGCGGAGAACGCCGUGUGGACCCACCAGGGCAUCUCGCGGUACCACGCGGAGAUUGGGCGGCCGGCAGCACGGGGUCGCCGCCGCGGCACCAGUGCCAAGUCCAAGAACUUGGCCGUGUUGUUCUUCCACUUCUCACGGUGCCAGGCCUGGCUCCGGUACAUUUUCGCUGGGCUCUGCCGCCUAGGUGGUGAUGAGUCGUGUACGGGGGACGAUUUCGGCCGUGCAUUGGGUAUAUUGCUGCGGUACGCCGAGACGGCGACGCGUUUGCUGGAUGGGAGAGAAGAACAAUUCUCGAAUGAAGACUUAAGCGAGAGCAUGAAUGAAAACUCUAAUUAUGAAUCAUCAAGCCAGAACUUGAAUCAAUCCAUUCAAUCCCCUCAAUCAUCUAGCCAGAACUUGAACCAAUCCACCAACCACCAAUCCACCCCAACCCCCAUCUCUUCCGCCUACUCCCUCCUCGCCUUCAACCACAUCUUUUCCUCCGUCGCAAUGCCCCCCUCGGCGUCCGCUUCCGUCAACUCUGUCCUCAUCAUCGCAUUGUUGCAGUUCGGUUGCUUCAAACGGCUCCGGGAGCUCGCUGGGGACGCAUUCCGGCGGCUUGCGACGUUUUCCCCGGCCCAGAUCACCAAGUACGCAAACGCCAAGUACGUCGACAUCCACCCCUGCUCGACCACAAUCGUGUUCUUGAACCAGGUGCUCAGCUUUUACGCCUUGGCAACCGGCAGGGACUCUGUGCAGUAUGUGCCAAAAGCAAGGCUCAUGUACCCCGGCCUGCAACGUGAACACGUGGCCUUUGCAAAGGAGGUCGGCAGCUCUCUUCUCGUGCAGACUUCGAUCGCCGGGUUCGCGUUGCUCGAAGAGGUUCUCGGAAAGGACCACUGCGAUAUUCUCGCACAACCCCGGGGCAUCCCCUCGCAGCUAAUCGAGAAGCUUGCGGUUAUCAGCGAGAACUUCUACGUUUCUGCAAAUUCCACAACUCGCAACCUUGCCUUCGAGGGCCGGCUCUACUGCCUGAGUGCACAGCCGGAAACCGUGCAGAGGACGCUGGCCACAACCCCACACCAGUUCCUGCACCUCUGCACCAUGGAUGACUUGAACUUCAUCCGCGGGGCACACCAGUCGCGGCUGCUGGGCCAGUGGUACCGGAUGGCGGAGUUGUUUCCGGCGGUAUCGCCGACGGUAAGCACGCUGUUGGGUCACGUGUGCAGCCACUCCUCAUACUUCUUCUAUCCGGACGUGGUUGGACCCUUGGUGCCGAGAAUAAUUACGUGCAUUGAUGGAAGAGAAGGAGAUGGAGAUGGAAAUGGAGAAGAUGAUUCUUCUAUAAAUUCUACAAACACCGCCUCCAAUGCCUCGAGCCUCCUCAGAGUCCUCCACUCCCUCAUCGACGACGAUGCCGGCAUCUGCAACCACCAGAACAUGCACAUCAUGAUCGCCAAGCUGCUCGUGGACGUCAUUGAGCCUGCAAACAUCAACUCGGCCUGGAUGCCUGACUUGUUGGCCGUGCUAUUGCGCUACUUAACGCACUCCCGGGUGCCCAAAGUGCCCAACACUGACCCCAUAUCCGUCUCCUGCGAUCUCCCGGACUACAAGAUCUCAUUUCCAGCCGUUUGGGUCGUCGACCCGCUCUGCGAAAGCAUCCUUUUCGAAACCUUGUUGGAGGUCACCGAGGUCCGAAGUGCGUCGCUAGCUGCAGAAUUAUGCAAAGUCAUGCUUGUUCUCUGCGAUUCCUACGCGAAAGUUCGCCGUGUGUUCUCAAGCAGCCUUGUCCGGGCCAUUUUGGAGUAUUUCCGCCUCGCUCCUCUCGAAAUGGACCCCGUCCAGGGUUUCGUCAUGUGUCUUUUGCGGUACGGGUUCGAGAACCAGGCUGUAGUUCGUGCCUACAUGCAGAACGAGGUUGACAAGGACUUCUCGUUCAACCGGGGCCACUUCCGGCCUGCUCCGGUCCGCGAUCUCCCGGGUUUGGUCAAACAGCAGGGCGUGCUUGUUCUCCGGGACCCCGAUGCGUACAUCGACACGCUUUCCUCGAAGGUGAUCCUAUACCAGUUCGAGGAGCCUCUUUGUUUUCUUGAUGUGUCUGUUCGCACGAAGGGCGAUGAUGCGAUAAUCGAGAAGGAUAAAGCAAAUGCUGAGGUGAAUGAUAAUGUCAAAGGUGAAGAUAAAGCUGAAGUAAAUAAUGUCAAAGGUGAAGAUAAAGCUGAAGUAAAUAAUGCCAAAGGUGAAGAUAAAGCUGAAGUAAAUGAUAAUGUCAAAGGUGAAGAUAAAGCUGAAGUAAAUGAUAACUACAACACAGGCGUCAUGAACUUGCUCCUCUCAGAACUCAUGUCCAUGACCAAAACAGACUUGCUCUCCUCGCCUCCCAAAGAACAAACAGAUACCCCAGACAAAAUCAAACCAAAGGUCAAGGUCUACCUCCCAGACACAUACAAAGUGAUCCACAACUACGAGGAGGUGUUCGAAAACAAAAACCUCGUCUACACGCUCUUUCUUCUCCGGGCAAUCGGAGAGUGCUUGUACUCGUACAAGCAGGCCAAGAUGGAGUUCAUCCUGUUCUCGAAAAAAAUGGAUAACACCGACGGCAAACCCAAGAGCACAGCCAUCAAUAUCUUGAUCCACCGGCUCAUGAACUCGAAUCCGUUCUCGCAGGCUGACUCGGCACGCGAGAGCAGAAAAGCACUUCUUUCCGAGUAUGCCGAUAUGUGCAUCAACGCCUUGGUGACCGGUGUCCCUGCUUCAAAGGAAGGUGUCGAAAAUCCAAAGCUUGUGGACCCAGACAUGACCUUCAUCCGCAAGUUCACGGUGGACAUUCUUCUCAAGGCGCUGCGACCGGAAAACCUGCCGAAAGCCAGCAUGCUUGCCCGGUACAGCAAGAUAUACAACAUCGUGGAAUGCAGCACGAAGCUGUUGGGCGACUUCGAGUCGCUCGUCUCGUCAUCGAUGCGGGAUUUCGACUUUCUCAAGUACGAGCGGUACUACAUCGGCCGGGAGUUCCUCGACAAGAGGUUCAACAACGUGUUGGUUUCGGUGAUCUCCGGCCUGGAUGUCAACUUCCCCUACAGCAAGCGCGUUUCCGACCUCGUGAUGAAGUGCUUUAGUCUGCUGGGCCGCAUCAAGACGCGGUUUGACGACUUAUUCCGCGAUGAGGGCCACAGUGGCGAUAACGACGAGGAAUUGAUCAAUGAUGAGGACUUGGAGGUGGCCGAGGAGGCGCCGGACUUGCUCAAAAACUCCACACUCGGCAUGUAUGAUGUGGAUGAGAUCGAAGACGAGGAUGAGGACGAGGAUGAGGAUGAGGACUUGGACGAGAUGAUCUUGGAUAACGGCGAUAUCGAGAUCGUGUACUCUCCCGCGGGAAGUGAUGACGAGGACAUGGAUGAAAGCGAGAUGGAGGACGAGUCCGAAUCCAGUGAGUACGACGGGCACAGGUACAUCAACGAUGAUGUCAUGAUAGACAUCGUGGAUGACGAUGAUGAUGAUUCGGGCAGUGCCGGCGAUUCUGGCGACGCAGUUUCGUCUUUUUCGUCAUUCUCGUCGAUUUCGGGCAACAAUUCAUUUGAUUCUGAGGCCGGCGAUUUUGGCCCCGAUGAGGAAGCAAAUGCACAAAAUGCAGAUGUGCAAAGCUACGAUGCGGAAAACGAGAUUGAGGAAAGCGAGGAUGCCGAAAACAGCGAGCGGGACAGCGCGAUUCUCGAUGAGUGGCUUAACGAGCAUCCGGAUGAGUCCGAAAACUCAGAUGAGGACAUCCUGGAUCAGCCGGAGGACCACAUGCGGGAUGUUGAAGACAGCAAUUUUUCCGCGGACGGGUUUGAGGACAGCGACGUGGAGGUGAUCGACGAAAACGACGACGACGCGUCGCACCGGACGCUCAGCCGGAUGUUUGUGCCGACCGGGGUCCGGCGGACGGAUUUGGCAAUUUCGCCACCCUUCGAGGCUGUGUCGGGAGGGCACAACAAUUUUUCUGCCAUCACGGUGUUGGACGAGGGCGUUGUGCCGGGUAACGCCGGCGGCCGGGCGCCUGUAGUUUCGUUCCGGGGCGGUUUGGCGCCGGGCGGCGGCACGCUUGCGGAGGUGUUGCGGGCACUAAACUUCCACGACAAGGAUCAAUUUUCCGCGCGCCAGCGCAUUCCCAAUUUGACGAUGAAGGGCACAGUUUCGCGGUGGGGCGAGGUGUACCGACUUUUUUCCGCGCGCGAGCGCAACAAGGACACCUGCCGGGUUAUUCCGACGAUUGUGAACCGGGUGGCUGCGGCAAGCCGCGCAGUGAAUGAAGCGGCAAGGCGCGUGACGAUGCGCGAGAUGGAGGAGCGCGAGAAGGCGGAGGAGGCGGAGCGGCAGGCGGCCGCCAAGAUGGAGCGUGCGCGUGCGCGCCGGGCUGCGCUGGGCGAGAUAGAGCCCGUUUUCGUGAUGAUCGAGGGCAUGCCCGUGGACAUCGCUGGGUCCGAUAUCGACCCGCAGUUUUUGAUGGCGCUCCCUGACGAUAUGCGCGCGGAUGUGUUUGCGGACCAUGUGGAGCAGCGCAGGCGCGAGGCCGCACGCACCGGCCAGCACGUGCGCGAGCAGGACCCGGACUUCGUUGCAUCUCUCCCGGAGGAUAUUCGUGCCAAUUGCAACUACGAAGAUUUUGGGGAGGGAAGUGAGAAUGAAAAUGAAGGAAGUGAAAAUGAAAAUCAUGAAAGUGAAAAUCAUGAAAGUGAAAAUAAUGAUGGUGAAAAUCAUGAUGGUGAAAAUGAAAAUAAUGAUGGUGAGAAUAAUGAAAGUAACGAUAAUGAUAAUAACAAUCACCAAAUGCAAAAUUAUGGAAUUCACCAACCAGAUGUCCCUCACCCCCCUAACCAAGACAAACACAAACUCUUCUUCACCCCCCUCAUCGACAAAUACGGCGUGGCUGCAGUCAUGAAGCUUUUGUUCGUGCCGCGAAAAUUCGAGCAUCGCAAAUCCCUUUUUGAGGCGAUGCACUACCUGUGCAAAAACAGACGCACAAGGAGCGAAAUGAUCACGGUCCUGUUUUACAUCCUGCAGGAGGGACUCAAGGGCCAGCAGGCGCUGCAGUCGCUGUACGGGCACUUGUGUGCGGUGGGCCGCCACACGGCGCCCGGUGCGCCCGGUGCCCCCGGUGUGGCCGCCGGCGACAGCGGCAGCUUCCCCGUGGGGUGCACGCCGCUGACCGUGGCCGCGCAGACCAUGGAUGCCGUGCAGAGCUUAUUGGAGCGCGCGGGCUACAUGCGGCUGCAUUUCUUGAAGGUGCAGGAAAACAGCCCACUGCUCAAGAAGGCCGCCAAGCGCCACGGCGCAUCCGGAAGCGGCUGUCGGUAUCCGAUUAAUUCUUUGCUUCUUCUUCUCCGCAAAGAUCUGAUCCGCGAUGAUUCAAAUCUUAUGGAUGCGCUUACGCGGUGCAUACAGAUGGCAACUUCUCCUUUGCGCGUGUGUAGGGAUGUUGGGGGCAGAAGUGAGGGUGAGGGUGAGGGAGGAAAUUAUGAUUCCAGAAUUUUAGGAGGUAGCGAUAGAAAUUAUUCCCAUGUUCAAUCUGCUGAGGGCACAAAUGAUGGAAGAAAUCCGGAGGGUGCAAGUUUGGCAAAUGCUCAAUUUUCUGAGGGCACAAACACGAGAUCUGAAAACAACAAUAAAAGAAUUAAAACAGGUAAAAAUCUCCCUGCCCUCCCGGAGAUCCCAGCCUCAAAUCUCCAUCUUUUGGUCAAUGUCCUCGUCCUAGAUGAAUGUGCGGGAAAAGUGUUCCGGCAGGUUAUCGCAUCGAUCCAGAACUUGUCCGUGUUGCCCGUCGCGCAAAAAGUGUUCCCCCGCGAGCUCUCAGCCCGGGCCAUGACUCUCAGCACGAAAAUUUGUGCGGACCUCCGCGUGCUCACGGCUGAAUUGGGCCCGGGGCAGAGCGAACCGGCCGCGGGCGACCUGCUCGCGCCCUUCUCUUUCCCCGCGGCAGACCAGACAAAACUCCUCCGGGUGCUCACCGCGUUGGACUUUUUGUUCCAGGGUGCGGACCGCCCGGUGGACGAUGCCACGCAGCUCAGGUGCUUGUACAAAAAAUUGGCCCUGGGGCCACUCUGGGGGGCACUAAGUGAUUGUUUGCGGAUUCUCGGUGGCAGAAAGGAUCCGGCACACGUGACAACUGCUCUUUCGCCGCUUAUUGAGUCGUUGAUGGUUGUUUGCAAGCAUAGUAGUGAAGGAAGGGAAGGAAGUGAAGGAAGUGAAGGAAGAGUAGGAAGUGAAGGAAGGGAAGGAAGUGAAGCAAGUGAAGCAAAUGAAGAAAGUGAAGCAAAUGAAGAAAGUGAAGCAAAUGAAGAAAGUGAAGCAGAUGAAGGAAGUGAAGCAGAUGAAGGAAAUGAAGGAAGUGAAGAAAGUAAAGAAAGUAAAGCAAAUGAAGAAAAUAAAAAAGAUGUCACCAUCUCCAACUCCUUCCAAACUAAAGCUCACGACUUCUCCAAAGAACCAAUCGAAAGCCUCUUCUUCUCGUUCACAGAAGAACACAAGAAGAUCUUGAAUGCGAUGAUUCGCGAGAAUCCAAAGUUGAUGAGUGGCCCAUUCUCGGUCCUGAUCAGAAACCCCAAGGUUCUCGAGUUCGACAACAAGCGGGCAUACUUCCAGAAGAAGUUGCACGAGUCAGAUGGCAUCCGGACACCACUAAGCGUGACGGUUCGCCGGGAUCAGGUUUUCCUCGAUUCUUACCGGGCUCUCUUCUUCAAGCCGAUCGACAAGGUGGCGAAAAGCAGCCUUGAGAUUCAUUUCAAAGGUGAAGAAGGCGUGGAUGCGGGUGGCUUGACCCGGGAGUGGUACCAGGUGCUUUCAAGGCAGAUUUUCAACCCAGAUUACGCCUUGUUCACACCGGUGACCUCUGAUAAAACCACCUUCCACCCAAACCGGACGUCCUGGAUCAACCCGGAGCAUCUCUCGUUCUUCAAGUUUGUCGGUAUGAUCAUCGGCAAGGCCAUCUAUGACGGAUACAUGCUCGACUGCCACUUCACCAGGGCUGUGUUCAAGAGAUUGUUGGGCAAACCCGUCUCGCUCAAGGACAUGGAGUCGCUCGAUCCAGACUACUACAAGUCCCUCGUGUGGAUGCUGCAGAACAACAUCACUGACAUCAUCACCGAGACCUUCUCUGUCGAGGAGGACAACUACGGUGAGCACAAGGUCAUCGACUUGAAGGAAAACGGCCGAAAUAUCCCCGUCACCGAGCAAAACAAGCACGAGUACGUCCGGCUCAUCGUCGAUUACCGGCUGAUCACCUCUGUCAAGCAGCAGCUCGACAACUUCUUGCUUGGAUUCUACCAGGUGGUCCCAGAGUCGCUAGUCUCCAUCUUUGAUGAACGUGAGCUGGAGUUGCUCAUCUCCGGUUUGCCCGACAUCGACGUCGACGACUGGAAAAACAACACCAACUACGUCAACUACUCUGCUUCCUCACCCCAGAUCCAGUGGUUCUGGAGGGCUGUCAAGUCUUUUGACACCGAGGAAAGAGCAAAGCUUCUCCAGUUCUCCACUGGCUCCUCCAAGGUCCCACUAAACGGCUUCAAGGAGUUGAGCGGCGUCAACGGCAUCUCCAAGUUCAGCAUUCAUCGAACCUACGAGGACACGGAUCGUCUUCCUACUGCACAUACAUGCUUUAACCAGAUUGAUCUACCUGCCUAUGAGAAUUAUGCCAAGCUUCGGGCCGCCUUGCUUCUGGCUGUCAGAGAGGGACACGAGGGCUUUGGAUUUGUUUGA